This is a messenger RNA of Closterium sp. Yama58-4, 1140 nucleotides long. The record is from the annotation of a GenBank genome assembly. NCBI's taxonomy places the organism in Eukaryota, Viridiplantae, Streptophyta, Zygnematophyceae, Desmidiales, Closteriaceae.
AUGGAUUCCGAACCUGCAGGCGAGGCUCGGUCGUCCCUGGCCUUGCUGGCGUCCAAUCUGGUCCACUCGCUGCAGCUUCGGCGGAUACAGGACGUUUUUGCCAGGCAACCUGACUUGGCGUGUGGCGAGGCAGUGUGGGUGCUGGGAGUGAGAUACGCGGAGUGGGAGGAUGAGGAGGACCUGGUGGUGGACGUGCAUUCGAGGCUGUGGAUGACCUACCGCUGGGGCUUCCCUCCCCUGCCCUGCGCUGCUGCUGCUGCUGCUGCUGCUGCUGCUGCUGCUGCUGCUGCUGCUGCUGGCGAUGCUGCUGGCGGUGCUGCUGGCGUCGCUUCUGGUGGUGGCGGUGGCACUGGCUUCACCACGGAUACAGGAUGGGGCUGCAUGUUCCGCACGGGGCAGAUGAUGCUCGCUCAGGCCCUUCUGUGCCACCGGCUGAGCCGCCAUUGGAGGAGGCGUGUCGGCAGGGAGGAGCAGGCCUACUACGAGGUGCUUCGUCUCUUUGCGGAUUCCCCCUCUCUGCUCUCCCCGUUCUCCCUGCACAACUUGGUUCGGGCCGGCGCUAGGCUCGGCGUCAAGGCUGGGGCGUGGCUCGGGCCGGAGGCGAGCGCAUGGCGAUCAGUGCUGAUCCUGGUGCCACUGGUUCUCGGCGUCGACCACAUGGACGCCCGCUACCAGGAGGCUCUGCGUCGCACAUUCACCUUUCCGCAGAGCGUGGGCAUCGCGGGAGGCAGGCCCAACACGUCGCUCUAUUUCAUCGGCACACACCAGAACGAUGUGUUGUUCCUGGAUCCGCACUACCCACAGCAGGCAGUGGCAUUUCCUGAAGGACCAAUAAGCGCAUGCCAUGUGGACACGUCAUCCUACCAUUGCAGCACCGUUCGCCGCAUGCCACUCUCGGGCAUGGACUCCUCGCUGGCUCUCGGCUUCUAUUGUGCAACUCAAGGUGAUUUUCAGGACCUGUGCAGUCGGAUUGAGCAGCUCGCUCAAUUGUCAAAAGGAGCGCCGCUCCUCACUGUGGGCAACAGGGCCGAUCUGGCAAGCUAUGUGGUGAAAGAGGUGCCUGAGAUGGACAGCUCUUCUUUGGGAGAUUCAUUGGAAGAUAACGAUUCUGACAUUGGUGACAACUGGGAGCUUGUAUAG